CAGUCAAGCAUGAAACAAUCGGAAAGUCAGAAAAUCUAUGUGGAAAAUUAUGAUUCGGUCCAAACAAAGCCAACCCUACAAUAGUCAAGCUCUUUAAACAAGACCCAAGUUUGUUCUCAUCUUUUUCGUAUGAAUAAUUGAGAAAUUGUUAAAUAAAAUCAUUGAAAAUUUUUGUUAAGAGACAUAAAAAGAUAAACCAUUAACUCUAGCAUUAGUUUCGCCCACGAACAAGGCCUUAACCAACUCCUCACCUCUCCUCUUUCAUCUUUAUCAGAGAUUCUGGGGACUUGAUUGAAAGUUUUGUUUUUCUGGGUUUAGAAAUGGAGUACUGCAUGGAAGCGAGAGCAUUGAAAUCAAGUGUAAGAGGAGAACUAACCAUGCAAAAGACCCAGCAAGUUGUUUUGGAUGAUUUUUUAUACAUGAAUGUCGUAAACGCCGCCGGUCAGACUGAAGAUUUUUCCGUUGAUUGCUUCUUUGAUUUCACGAAUGGAGAAUUUGAAGAAGGUUCCAUUGAGGAAGAAGAAGAAGAAGAAAAAGACUCUGUUUCUGUUUCUUCCCGAGAACGUGUUGCAGACGAUGAUAUGAACUCUAAUUCUAGCAGUUUUUCCAUUGAUUCUAUUCUUACCAAAGAACUAUCCGUACCGGAUGAUGAAAUAGCAGGGCUUGAAUGGGUUUCUCAUUUUGUGGAUGAUUCGCUUCCAGAGGUUCCUUUACCAUGCCCUGUUUUUGAACAGCAAAGCGAGAACCAUGCAAAAACUCGUUUGGAAGAGGAACCGGAGCCGGCUAUUGUGAAAACGCCGAGUUUUUCAUCGCCGGUGCCAUCUAAAGCUAGGAGCAAAAGGGCUAAAUCAACCGGCCGAGCAUGGUCGGUUGGGUCAAUGCCUCUUUCGGAGUCGUCGUCUUCGACGGCGUCAUCUUCAAGUUCUUCUUCGGGGUUUUCCAUGACUUCGACUAAUGUUCAAAACGCGGAGUUGGGUAAUGAUGUCACGGAACCGCCACCAAAGAAACAGAAGAAAAAACCGGCGGUUCAAGCUAGUGGACUGUCAAGUGGGAAUCCUUUUCAACGGAGAUGUAGUCAUUGCCAAGUUCAAAAGACUCCACAGUGGCGAACCGGUCCACUUGGUGCCAAAACCCUAUGCAAUGCUUGUGGGGUUCGUUACAAGUCCGGUCGGCUUUUCCCUGAGUAUAGACCGGCUUGUAGCCCCACUUUUUCUGUUGAUAUGCACUCCAAUAGCCAUCGGAAAGUCUUAGAAAUGAGGAAAAAGAAAGAGCUAGCAGGAACAGGAUUCUGAUGAGUUGACCCGGAUGUUUCCGCGUUUUUGAAGUUAGGAAUAGCAGGACAGGUUCACGUGACCAGGGUUGAACCCGGUUAUAUUUGGCUAGGAUUUGUUAGGCUUAUUAUACUCUUUAAAAAGUGUUUUAAGGUUUGUAGAAUUUUCAGGUCUAAUUACGUAAUUUAGGUAGGUUUGCAUUUUUUUUUGCCAUUUUUUUUAGAAAUUUUUUGGGUCAAUUCCGUUGUAAAAUUUUUUUUUUAUGGUUUUAUGAUUGUUAUUUCUAGGUUUAAUGAAAAGGGAGAAAUUUACAAGUUGAAUUUAAAG
This is a messenger RNA of Durio zibethinus, 1598 nucleotides long. Its product is annotated as GATA transcription factor 5-like. NCBI's taxonomy places the organism in Eukaryota, Viridiplantae, Streptophyta, Magnoliopsida, Malvales, Malvaceae. Gene Ontology annotation, biological process: positive regulation of DNA-templated transcription; cell differentiation. Gene Ontology annotation, molecular function: sequence-specific DNA binding; zinc ion binding. Gene Ontology annotation, cellular component: nucleus. The record is from RefSeq and is a predicted model, not a curated record.